This is a messenger RNA of Schistosoma bovis, 609 nucleotides long. NCBI's taxonomy places the organism in Eukaryota, Metazoa, Platyhelminthes, Trematoda, Strigeidida, Schistosomatidae. The record is from the annotation of a GenBank genome assembly.
AUGCGACUUUAUUACGUCUUGCAAACGAAAACAGUUUUGAAGCUUACCCUAAAAAUAAGAGGAUUUGUGUACACAGUUUCAUUUGUAUAUUCGUUUACACCAAAACCAAAGCUUCCUAUGCACACAUUUGAAACCAGACGAAACAUGCGACAAAUGAAUGGUGUUGAUCAUGUGUGGUUGACAAUAAGUGACAUAUUUAUAAUUCGUUUUAAAGUGAAUGCAAAUUAUUUGGAUACUUUUACAGAAAACCCAAGCACAAAUACUUUGCGUGUAAUUCAAGAACAGACAGAAUCGCUGUCGUUUGAAUGGAAACCGAUGAAGCACGAUUCGUUUUCAUAUGUAUAUUUACAACAACCAGCAGGCUGGUUUGGAAGCACUACAAGAAAAAUUGAAGCUGGAGAUAUUGGAAAUUUGCCAACCAUUGGGAAACCGUGUGAAGCGACAAACUAUGAAGCUAUCGGUUACUAUAGUUGGUAUAAAUUGAACUACGAUUUUUUAACAUAUUACAUUAAAUAUGAACGAGGUGAGCUUGUCAUUAUAUUGCAGUUGCUCAGUAUUAUAUCUUGUCUCUGUAUUCAUGUAUUUUGUACUGAGAGCAGAGAAGAAUCU